AACAUCUGGGUUCGUUGGUAUUAAUUAAUUUAAUGAAGGGGUGUGUUCUUGUUGUGGAGUGUUACGGCCAUUAUUUCCAUACUUUGGGUCAAAGGCUAGAUCAGCAUCACCUCGUUCAACUACUUAUUGAAGCCAUAGACAUGUUCCUUGUAGGAACUGCCUUGCUGGUUUUUGGGGCGGGUUUAUACACAAUGUUCGUGGGGUCAAGGACUACUAAUAAUAAUAAUAAGAAGAAGAAAGAAAAAGAUGCAACAUCCAUGCAUAGUGAAUCAAACAUACUUGAUCUCUUCUAUACAAAGAUAGGUGGUGGUCCUGGGUGGGCAGGGAUGCAAUCAGUUGAGGAAGCAAAAUCGAAAAUAGGGCAUGCGGUGAUGAUGAUUGUUCAAGUGGGAAUAUUAGAAAAGUUGAAGGAUAUUCCCUUAGUCACUGCCAUUGAUCUCGCUUCUUUUGCUGCGGUUCUGUUAACUUCCUCUGCCUCCAUUUUUGUCCUCUCUAAGCUUUAUUCCUAGACGUUAUAUUCUUGACUGGAAUAAUAAUUAAUAUUCCAACCUUAUACGUUCAUAUUUCAUGAUAUUUCUUUUGUAAUAAUCCAAAUGCGCAAAAGCUUCGUCAAGCUCAAUUCAUUCUUUGUACCUUCAUAAAUUAUAGUCUCUUUUUUUGUUUUUAAC
This is a messenger RNA of Arachis ipaensis, 668 nucleotides long. The record is from RefSeq and is a predicted model, not a curated record. NCBI's taxonomy places the organism in Eukaryota, Viridiplantae, Streptophyta, Magnoliopsida, Fabales, Fabaceae.